Messenger RNA from Stylonychia lemnae, 1626 nucleotides. The record is from the annotation of a GenBank genome assembly. Lineage: Eukaryota; Ciliophora; Spirotrichea; Sporadotrichida; Oxytrichidae.
AUGAAUCCUGAAGGUUUAGCUUCUACUUUGAUCGAUUUCAGUUAACCUAAUAAUAGCGUAUAUUAUAAAAUAAGUUAUAUUGGUAAAGAUGACAUAAAAUAACUUUUUUCUGAAGCUUUGAUAUUUUAAAAGACUCCUUAAUUCUUUAUAGUUGGUGCUAAACAAUCUUUAUCUUACUACGAAUAUUCAAGAAAAUUCAAAAAAUAGAGAGGAUUACUCUUAGCAUCGAUGUAGAGUGAAAAGUCUAUUGGCGGUGGCUUCUUAUUCCCAUAGCCUUAAUCUUUUACUUUAUUAAAUGAUAUUCAAAUUUUAGAUGACUUCAAUUUAACUUUAGAAGUUCUCCCAUUAGCAAUAUAUGGAAAAUCUUUUGAUAUUUCUGAUUAUGACUAUUCAUAUAUUACUUUUGAUUAUAAACUAGACUAUUGGGUAUACUAUGUUAACUAAGGAAAGCUAAUAAUUUAAUUAGAAACCAAUUUGAACAAUAAAUGUGAUGGAAGAUUAGUUGAAAUUAGAUAUGAAGUAAAAUAGACAGGUAGAAAUCCAAUGAUAGAUUUAAAUGAAGUCACUUAUCCAGUAAAAUACUUUGAAAGUACAAAGAUAUUAGUAGUGGAGAGCUCAAAUAAUUCUGAUUCUUAAACUUAUGAAGUAGAGAUCCAUUAAUAUGUUAAGAAUUUGCACUACAUGACUGUUUAAUUUCCUAUCUUCAAUAUUGAUAACAGCAAUUGUACUCUUUCCUAUGAUUUGAGAAUGCCAAUAGAUAAUGACACAAGCUUCAUAACAUUUGAUAACAUGAAUAGAACAAUGGAAAUUUUCACUGACAGUAAUGAUUAUCAUGGAGUUUAUAUUAUCUCAUUUUGGGUAUUAGUAACCGGAUUCGAAGUCAAAAAUGUAUCUUAUGAUUUAACAGUAAAUAUAAGACAUUAAUGCGUGCUAGAGUAAGUUACAGAAUUGACAGCUAUAUCUGAUUUAUAUUAUGAAAUACUUCCCAGUAACACUGACCCUACUAAAUUGGAAAGAAAAGACUUUUACCAAUAAAGUCUUGAUGAAAGCUUAAAUUUAGCUUAUAAAUGUCCUAAAUACUAAUAUAGUUUGCGGACAUUGAGUAAACUUCCGAUUAUCCUAGAUUUUAUUUAACUUAAGGAUAAUUACAUUGAAGUAUUUUCAACUAAUCCUGCUGUUGCAAAAACUUAUUACCUGUUACAUUAUGGUGAAAAUGAAUAUAGUUCAUUAUAUCAAGUCUUUGUGAUUUAAAUGAGUAACACAACUGUUUGCUAAAUAAAUUAAGUACUUGCUAGCUAAAUACCAAAUUAUACAUAUUACAUACAAGACCCUGAAAGAUAUAUUUUUUUCCCCUAAUUCACUUAAACUUAUGAUGAAUGUGGGCCUAUAAGGUAUAAACAGAGAUUGAAAUCUUUUUAGAAUGCAAAUCCAAUUGUAGUCGGGUUUUACCCUCAAUUAGGUUUUAAAUAACCCUAUCUUCUUCGUGCAUAUUCUAACAAUGCAGCAGAUGCCAAUUACUCAACAUUGAUUUAAACUAUUGAGAUAACUGGAUUUAAUACAUUUGGAACCGAGAAUAAAACAGUACUAAUGCUACCCAACAAUAAUACAAUUGUAAAGUGUGACUGA